AUGAAUGACGACCAUCGAACACAAUCUCCCGGUCGAGGGAGGGAUCACGACCCAGGAGCUUUCCGCGACAGAGACAGCGACCCAGACCAUCGACGAGACGACUCUUACCAACCGCGGCAGGGUAAACAUAUAACCUGCGCCUUGUCUCCUCCGAGGCAAGACUUGUACGACGACUACCAGGAGAUUCCGUCACGUCACUUUCGCGAUAUGGACCGCGCAGGAGACUCUGAUGACCGCUAUCGGGGCCUUGAUGAUGGCUAUUUUCCCAGACGCCGUGAUGACUCGCGCCGCUCGCGCCAUGAUGCCCGAGACAAGCGUGACUACGAAGGCAUGUACGACGAGGGUUAUCGAGGUGGAUAUGAUGACCACUACCGUUCACGCGACCGGGCUCGUGACGACGAAGAGUUUACGCGCGACGGUGACCAUCAACAGCAAUCCAACAAUGGAAACGCUAGACUUCCCUCAAACGGCGAUCAUCACGCCAGAAGUCCGUCUCGCAACCGUAUUCAAGACGCUGGAAGGCCCACCGACACAGUGAUGCUUGAAGGCCUGCCGUAUAGCAUCUCGGCUUCCAACCUACGUGAGGGUCUUUUCGACAGCUCCAUCGCCGCUGAAUUUCCCAGCGUUGACGUGCGCGUUACUUCUUCCCGAGGAAAAUGCCGGGCUUUCGUCCAGUUCCAGCAGAUUGACCACGCCGUUUCAUUCGUCAAGGAGCAUUACCCAAGACUCCAGAUCUACUUGCCCCACUCAACUGAUGACGUCCCAGAUGGGGAGAUCUCCGUGUAUAUCCACUAUACUCGCAGCCACGGCGAGUCUGACAACACACAGCCACCGCCUGCCGCUACAACGACCAGCUGGGAAUGUUUGAGAUGUGGAUUCUCGAACUUUGCUUCACGGGCGAAAUGCAAGGAGUGCUCUUACAUUCCGCUAGCUACCGGAGGGCCCCUGGGUCGAACGGGAGCUGCAGACGUCGGGCGAGACCUCGACAAGAAAGUCCAAAUCCUGGUUGUCCAUCCCCUCCCACACGACAUCGAUGAGGAUAUGCUAGCCAACGAGAUGAGACGGCUUGAGCUGGUCAAAACUGACAAACCAAAGGACGACGCACCCAAGUUGAAGUCGACGGCACCUUCUGCAGACGGAGCUGGCUAUGGAGCACGGCCAGGUUCCUUGCACCGCGUUUUCCUGAUGCGCGAUGCCGCCACCAACGCAAAUUUUCGAUACGGAUUUGCCGAAUUCUGGACACUCAACGAUGCGCUUGCCGCGUUGAAGAAGUUCCAAAUGACACGCUCUUUUGAGAUUGGAGGCACGCCCGUGACGAUUGCUUCAAUCCAUUUGGGGGUGUUCAUCCCGGAAGACCGGGUGAACACUCCCGGGAUCGACCACAUGUCGUUCACACCACUGUUCAACCCGUCCUUGCGAAUCAGGUAUCGGGACCCGGAGCUCUACCCCAGCCCAAAGGUUGUGGCGUCAGAGCCUCCGGCCGAUACAGAUGCCAAGGCGAGCAGGGAGGAGAAGGCCGACCCGACCAAGGCCAAGAAGCGCAAGGCGGACGAGGGCCUGUCGGAGCCUGCUCCCAAAAGGGCGCCAGUGAUGGCUGCCCAAAUGGCCUUCUGGCAGCGUAGGCACGACGAGAUCCGUGGGGGCCCACAGGACACUGCAGAGAGCACCACGGCCGACGGCCCAACCCGUACGGCGCCAAUCAAGUUCUCGAUGUCUGGCGGCGCGAAGACCGAUGCCCCCGGCAAGGCAGCACCCGCCACCGCGGAACCCCAGAGCCAGGCAGCGCCUGCAAACUCAGAAGUCUCGUUUGUCGACCGCGAGCGGCUGCAGUGUCUGCUUUGCAUGAUGAAGUACAAGUCGGUCGAAGAAGUCAACGUCCACGAGAAGUCGAGGAACCACAAGACGGCAAUGCAAGACGAAGACAAGGUCAAGCUCGCCCUGCCCAGAAUAGCCAAGAGAGACCAGCGGCUCCAGAAGGCAGAUGCCGGCCAGUACCGCGAUCGAGCCAAGGAGAGACGAGAAGCGCACAACCAACCGGGCAAGCCUGCCGCAACACCAGGAAAGCCCAAGACAGACACGAUGCAGCAGGAAAAGGAAGAGGUCAAGAAACCGGUCGAGUCCAAGGGCAUGGGCAUGUUGGCCAAGAUGGGGUGGACGACGGGGAGCGGGCUCGGCGCUCAGGGCGGAGGCCUUACGGAGGCGCUCACGGCCAACGCGUACAAGGGCGGUGUGGGUCUCGGGGCAGAGGGCGGCAAGCUCGGUGACGCGGCAGAGAUUGCCGAGGGCCAGACCGUCGACAGCUACUCUAGCUACCUCACGGCGGCGCAAAAGAAGGCGCGGGAGCGGUACAACCAGCUAGAAUGA
This is a messenger RNA of Hirsutella rhossiliensis, 2364 nucleotides long. Its product is annotated as g-patch domain-containing protein. Bases 1 to 2364 code for a protein of 787 amino acids. Gene Ontology annotation, biological process: mRNA splicing, via spliceosome. Gene Ontology annotation, molecular function: RNA binding. Gene Ontology annotation, cellular component: nucleus. The transcript has 6 exons. The record is from RefSeq and is a predicted model, not a curated record. NCBI's taxonomy places the organism in Eukaryota, Fungi, Ascomycota, Sordariomycetes, Hypocreales, Ophiocordycipitaceae.